AUGGCCAAGCUUACUUCGAUCGCCCUCUGCGCCAUGCUCACCUCUUCGUCGGCCUUCACUCCAACCUUUUCAAGUCCCAAGCAAUACACAUGCUUGCGGAUGUCUGAUUUGCCAAGACAAGCAAUUCCGGACAGCAUUUACAUGCAGAUUGCGAUGGAAAUACCAUCGAAGAAUGGACAUACCGCAACUGGCUUCCCAAAUCUGCAAGAGCAAGUCAUACCGCAACAAGUGCAUCCCGUCGAAUCGGACCGUGUUUCGUUAUCAGCCCAACCUUUACGGCAAAAAUCCAAACCGACCUUGCCUAAGAAAAUGACAGCGAAACACGGAGAUGGUUUAUUCUCUCCGCUUGUAAAACUUUUCAAGGCCGCUUUGGGCGACGACCGUCUAAACAAGAUAAGAGCUAAGGCGAUUGCAACACACUCUGAAGUUAUCGCCUCAUUUGUCGAAACAGCUGAAUCUGCCUCAGGUGAAGCAGUCUUGGAUACUCUUUUUGCUUUAUCGGACAAGAACGGCGAUGGGCACAUCGACGAAGGUGAGCUCAAAGAAGCUCUUCGAACCCUGGGCUUUGCGUGGAUCGAGGAAAAGCAAGCGAAGGGCAUUCUAAGCCGAGCAGAUAAGGAUAAAAAGGGGUACAUUACAAAAGAUGAAUGGAAGGCCGAAGCUCCAAAGACGCUCCGGACAAACCUUACCAAGCUUGCAAAGAAGAACGGCGGUGACCUGGGUUUUCUUGUGUAG
Phaeodactylum tricornutum CCAP 1055/1 is the source of this 735-nucleotide messenger RNA. RefSeq lists its product with no specific name. Lineage: Eukaryota; Bacillariophyta; Bacillariophyceae; Surirellales; Neidiaceae. The record is from RefSeq and is a predicted model, not a curated record. Gene Ontology annotation, molecular function: calcium ion binding. Gene Ontology annotation, biological process: response to high light intensity; photosynthetic electron transport in photosystem I. The coding region runs from base 1 to 735 and encodes 244 amino acids. The transcript has a single exon.